GUUUCAGCCAUCUUAGUACUUUUGGUUUCGUUUCCCUUCGUUUUAAUUUGAAAAUUGGCGAUCGUUCAAAGAGAUGAAACCGCUAUGUUGCGAAUGACCGCAGGCUCAGAAUAAUGGCUUUCAUCCGAGGACACUCAUCGGAACAUGUAGUAAGCGAUAUGUAAUCAUGAACAGUACUGGUCUAAAAGCUCCUGAAAUCAGAGUGGUAUGCAAACAUGCACGAUGCAUUUGAACAUGCAGUUAUCCUGGAGAAGCUGCCAUUGCAAAUAGAUUGCAUAGCUACUUUUGGUGACAAUCUUCUUGUUGGAACAAGACAGGGGCACUUGCUUUUGUAUGGUGUUUUAGAUGGCACAGGUGACAACAGGUUUGACGUGGAGCUACGAAGCUCCAACAAAUUGUUCUCAAAGAAGCCUAUAUCACAGUUAGCAGUAGUUGAGCAACUGAAUCUACUGAUAAGUUUGUCAGAUUCUGUUGUUAGUGUACAUAACUUGGAGACCUUUGCUCACAAGUUUACCUUGCACAAAACAAAAGGAGCCAGUGUUUUUGCUGUGGAUAUAAAGGAGAGGAAACAGUCCUCAGUGUUUGAUCCUUCACCAGCUCUUGAACUAAAGCUAUGUGUUUCGGUAAAACGAAAACUACAGUUAUUUAGUUGGAGGAAUGGAGAAUUCCAAGAACGAGAAGAUCUUCUGGUUCCAGAUGCAGCAAAGGCAUUAGUUUGGUCUGAGGACUCACUCUGUGUUGGCUUCAAAAAAGAAUACUCUCUCAUAAAGACUGGCACUGGUGCUGCAACAGAGCUGUUUUCCACUGGUCGUCAUUUGGAGCCCACAAUAGCUUCUUUGCCAAGUGGAGAACUUAUUCUUUGUCGCGAUGAUAUCAGCAUUAUAACUGACAGUGAUGGAAAGAAGACGCAGAAACAGACCCUGACAUGGUCAGAUACACCAACAGAGCUAGAUUAUGCCGAACCUUAUGUAAUCGCCCUUCUUCCUCGCUAUGUGGAGAUACGAACCAUCAGUCCUCGUGCACUUAUCCAGAGCAUUGAAUUGCCAAAAUCCAAAUUUAUUGCUCGUGGAAAGCACUUGUAUAUAGCAUCACCAAGCUAUGUGUGGAGACUCAUCCCUGUAUCUAUCCCCAUGCAAAUACAACAGCUAUUGCAUGACAAGCAAUUCAGCCUUGCUCUUAUGUUAGCGGACAUGGUGGUGGAACCUGAGCAGGAGAAAGCUGCCCGAAAAGAGAGUAUUCAGAAUCUUUAUGCAUUUGAUUUGUUCUGUCAGAAGAAGUUUGAUGAUUCGUUGCAGCUCUUUGCCCAGUUAGGGACAGACCCAGCACAAGUUAUUGGCCUGUUUCCUGAUCUUCUCCCGAGUGAAUUUCGAAAGCUUCUUGAGUACCCUGCUCCACCACCCCAGUUGACUCCGGGGGAACUGGAGAAAGGCUGUGUAGCGCUUGUUGAAUAUUUGACUCGGAAACGAAACGAGUUGAUCAAAAAUAGCGACAAGACAGAAAGCUUGCAGAGGGGAAGAAAUAAAGAUUCUACCAAAGAACCCAGUAAAGCUGAUAUAAAGGCUCAAAAGAACUUAGAGCACAAAAGACAAAUCAUCGAUACUACUCUACUGAAAUGUUACUUGCAGACAAACGAUGCCCUCGUAGCGCCACUGCUGAGGUUGAAAGAAAACUUCUGUCAUGUAGAGGAGUGUGAAAGAGUUCUAUCGAAAAGUAAAAAAUACAAUGAAUUGGUGAUACUCUACCAGGCUAAAGGUCUUCAUAAAAAAGCCCUAGACCUUUUAUUGAGACAGGCUCAGAAAAGCAGCGGUCCACUCAAAGGCCACCAGAAAACAGUGCAAUAUCUCCAGCGUUUAGGUCAUGAACACUUAAAGCUUAUAUUUGAUUUUUCCGUCUGGGUUUUAAAAGCACACCCUGAUGACGGAUUAAAGAUAUUUACAGAAGAUUUACCAGAAGUCGAAGGCCUACCACGCGAUAAAGUACUGGCUCACAUAGAACAGUGCGCGAAACAGUUGACCAUCAGAUAUUUGGAACACAUAAUCUUCCUUUGGAAUGAAUCAAAGCCAGAUUUUCACAACAAGUUGAUCAACUGCUACCGUGAAAGAGUGCAGGUGUUGAUGAGAGAGUAUUUAGAUUCGUUAUUGACAGGUGACGAGCCUGUCCCUCCCGGAAGUGAACCAGGUGAACUCGGAGAACUGAGAGGAAGAUUGCUCUUCUUGUUAGAGACUUCAAAACAUUAUCAAGCGCAGCAUCUAUUAACGCACUUCCCAGAGAGUUUUUAUCACGAACGAGCUCUUUUGCUUGGACGAGUGGGAAGGCAUGAGGAAGCUCUGGCUAUAUAUAUCCACAUUUUACAUGACCCCAAACUUGCUGAAGAGUAUUGUCACCGAAAUUAUAACGAAGGCCGGGAGGGCAGUAAAGAUGUGUACGUGUCCUUAUUGCGCAUGUACCUGGCGCCUCCUGAGAUAAGCCGCAAGGAAAAUAUGAAACCGAACAUUGAUGUGGCGCUAAACGUACUUCAGGAACAUCACUUAAAGAUAAGUACUGCUAAGGCACUUGAACUACUUCCUCCAUCUAUUCAAGUGAGGGAGGUUUACGCGUUUUUGCUCAAUGUUCUGGAAGACAAAGAAAGGAAACGGAAGAAUUCUCAAGUGUUAAAGAGCCUUCUGUUUGCCGAGCAUCUACAGGUUCAAGAACAACGUAUGCAUUAUCAGGGGGGUAAAAUACUCCUGACCGAUGAAAGAGCUUGUCGUGUGUGUCACAAGAAGAUCGGAACAAGUGCCUUUGCAUAUUACCCCACGGGCGAAAUACUCCACUACUACUGUUGCAAGAACCUUACCUCCCCCCCAAACAGUGAGCACACGACUCCCCGGGGUAGCCCAACCCCCGAAGAUAAUAUGUUACAAAGAUACUGAUCAAAUGCGAUGCAGUUCGUCAUCACGUGCGCAUCAUGCAUAAAACACGUGACAAGUGAGGAAGUGCAGAUGUACGCUGAGGUGUUAUACCACGUGUAUUUCACGUGAUGCGUAACAAAUCAACAAGUAUUUCGUAAUCAAACAUUCAAAAUCUUCCCAGAAUAUUUAUCCAAGGAAAAGAAAUUGGAAUUUUACAAUGGAAUCGAUAAUCAAACAAUGUUGCCGUAGCUUUGCUCUGUAUUGUAACCUGAUUGGCUAAUCAUUUAGUCAAUCAGCUACAAAACCAAAACCAAUCACGUGUUGGUCACGUGCGUUUGUCCGCACUUGACCUCUAGAUUAGUACUUAGAUCACUUGAUGCCGUUAAAGAGAGUUAAAAUAAUUUACUCAGAGAUAAUGAUCUAAUGUUUAAGUCACUACCAGAAAUGAAAAUUUACCCAAAAGUUACAAUAAGAAUUCAUGUCACGACAAAGAAAACAGCUUGGUUGUCACGCAAUAUCCUUUGUUAGAUGUUUCGUUACCAAUCAUUUUAGCUGUGGCGUCACAGAGUAUGUUUAGUAACAGAUAUUUUUUAAAAAUAGAAAUAUUUACCGUAUGAAUGUUGAAUAAAAGGAGAUUGAGGGUGUUUCA
Messenger RNA from Pocillopora damicornis (cauliflower coral), 3540 nucleotides. RefSeq names its product vam6/Vps39-like protein. Gene Ontology annotation, cellular component: membrane; cytoplasm. The record is from RefSeq and is a predicted model, not a curated record. NCBI's taxonomy places the organism in Eukaryota, Metazoa, Cnidaria, Anthozoa, Scleractinia, Pocilloporidae. Gene Ontology annotation, molecular function: protein binding. Gene Ontology annotation, biological process: endosomal vesicle fusion; intracellular protein transport; autophagy.